Molecule: messenger RNA, 1991 nt
Organism: Polyodon spathula (Mississippi paddlefish)
Lineage: Eukaryota; Metazoa; Chordata; Actinopteri; Acipenseriformes; Polyodontidae
Product: transmembrane protein 272-like
Exons: 5
Coding region: 409-972 (187 amino acids)
Source: RefSeq, a predicted model, not a curated record
UGUUCAGGCUACACUUUGCUGGUCAUUCUCGCAGCACAACAUUUGGAAGGUUCCGCGGUAAAGCGCAUUUAUUUGCAUGAUUGAUGUGCGCUGUUAGGUUCAAUGAGUGGGUUGAAACCACCAAUUACUGUAUCUGUCGUUCAUCACUGCUUUAAUGACAGCGAUACCCUGCUGUGUUCUACAGAACAUUAAAACUAGCAGAGGAGACGGAGAGACGAUGCCGAAUGAUUCACUUCAAAAUUAGCUACUGUUUAAGUUAAUCGACCAAGGUGGACAACUCUCUGGAAGUUAAUCUUUGAAAUUUAACUGGAUAUUUAUCCGUGAGUUAUAAUUUAAUUAACUAGAGGUGUACGACGCCCUCUCCUCUUAACAUCUUUGUCAAGAAACAUCUUUCAACAAGAAGCAGAGAUGGCAGCCGGUCUGGAAAAAGCUUGCCACAAGUGCAUUUCUAAGAUUGCCAGCAAUGCUUGCCUGAUAUUUGGACUUCUUGCCUUCCUCGCCUGGCCCAUCACUAUGGCUUUUGUGGGAAUGAAGUAUUUGGAAUACUGUCCUAUCCAGCCACUGAUUCCCUUGUAUUUGCUGGUCGGAGGAAUUAUUGGAAGUUUAAAGGUGACGUUUCUGCUCUAUGACUCCGCAAAGAUGAGGUCACUUCUUUCCAAGUCAGUUGUCAUAGACGAUGACGAUGAUGAUGAGUAUCCAUGGCGACAGAAUGCCCACAAAUACUACAUCCACAUCACCCUCAGCCUGUUCCUUUUCAUCUGGUUCAUUCUAGGAAACUACUGGGUGUUCUCUGUCUAUAAACCUAACUUCAUCCGUCCAUUCCACCAGCCCCAGGAUUACUGUGAUAAAACCCUUUACAUCUUUGCUGUCUGUGUUCUUGUCAUGAGUUACACUGUGCUCGCUCUCCUCCUUCUGUGCACCUGCUGCCUCUACUGCUUCUCAAAACCGAGAACCACUGCAGAAUUUCACUGAAAAAAAUACAAGGAUGUGAAUAACAAACAGUUGUAGGUUAUUGUGGUGAUAAGAAACAAAGAUACCAGAGAAGCAGUAGUGGAAAUGCUGGUAACGGGUUAUCUGUCAUUUCUGUAUGUCCUUGAGAUCUAUAAUGGCAGACAUGUCAAGACUUUUGUUGGUGUCAAUUUUAGUACUCCUAAAAGUAGUCGUCCCAAAACUUGAUCCUGUUUAUUUGUUUAAAUCUCACUUAUUUUGAUAAUUUGACCUUUGCAUCUGUGUGAAGGUCUGACGACAGGUUGCGGCCCUUGUUAUAAGCCUACUCUCAUGCAUUUUUAAUAUACUGCAUCAUCUUGGCCUGCUUAUAUCCAUAGACAUUGCAAACGUGUGCUCAAAGAAAAGAGAUAAAGUUAUUCUUGUACCAUUAUUAUUAUGUCAUAUAAUGUAUUUUUAUACACCCGGAUUCUGAAGUGGCAACACCCUUGUUUGAACGAUCACCUUCUUAAAAAAAAUGUUUUACCAUUAAGUUCUGUUUUUUAAUAACCAUGCGCAACUAAUGCCUGAGGGGAAAUAUCAUGGCUCAAGUGAAUGGGGAAAAUACUGACUAGAAGUAGUUGCUCUGCAUUAAUGAUUCAGACAAUUGCUUGCAUCAUCAGUGAUGAAGGUCCAGGCGAUGAAGACAUGGAGUUCAGCAGUUUCGGAUCAGAUGAGACUCCGCAGUCUGCUUUCCUGUUGCGUUACAAUCCAUAUUUUUUAUUUUUAUUUUUAUUUUUUUAGACACUGCAAGAGCUUGUAACUCAAGCAUUUUUUUGUAGUGAAUAUUGUAUAGUAUUAUUCUGUGUUGUGUUUUCACACCAGAGACUCCAAUUUGUUACUUACAGAGAUUAUGUAAAUCCCUUUAUUUUAGUGGACUGAUUUUCACGUGUUUAUAUAUUUUUUAAAUGUAGCGACUGUUAUUCUAGUGUUUUUAACCUACAGAUGUGUUUUUUCAUGAUGUGCUUUUGCACUGCACACUGUAACUUUAAAGUUUAAUGUUUGUU